Messenger RNA from Penicillium soppii, 1629 nucleotides. RefSeq lists its product as uncharacterized. NCBI's taxonomy places the organism in Eukaryota, Fungi, Ascomycota, Eurotiomycetes, Eurotiales, Aspergillaceae. The coding region runs from base 1 to 1629 and encodes 542 amino acids. The record is from RefSeq and is a predicted model, not a curated record. The transcript is spliced from 2 exons.
AUGGGAAACAUCAACAUACCCGCCAAUGAUCCAAAAGCUCCACGAUGGCUUCUGGACCUGCAAGAAUGGAGGAUCCAGCCGUAUACUGAAGUUCCAAGAGAUAUACUAGAUAGGGAAGGCUAUGGCGUGGUUUCCUAUACCUGGGGGUAUAUUGCGCAAUGGGAUAAGCCCGCAUCUGACAUACCCGAGGGUGUUGUCUGGACGGUACCCACUACUUUAAAAUGGUCAUUGUUGAGGGCAAGAAAGGUGAUGCAGAAGAUUGGAACUCGGUAUAUCUGGUGGGAUUGGAUGUGUGUUCCUCAGGGUCUAAAGGACCAGCUUGAUCCUGAGCUAUUAAAGGCUAAAGGGGAGGAAAUCGGGAAACAAUUACACAUCUACAAAAAGUCGGCCAAAAGUAUUGUCUGGCUCCAUUCGACUUCAUGGGAAGAAGAUUCGGCAAUCAAAGAAUUGCUGCUCUUGGAGAUGUCACAACCCGGUUUCCAAGACCCUAAGCUCGUUGAAGAUUAUACAGGCAAGGUCGAGAACUGGCUUCAGACUGCUCAGAAGGACGAGCGCUGGUUAAAAUCCGGUUGGACAUUACAGGAAGGUGUUCUGCUGGAGAGCACUUGUCUGAUUGACGGACAUGGAAAUACUCUCUCCGACAGCAGGUUCUACAACGGUACCCAGGCCACCGUUCGUGAUAUGUCAAUCCCUGUCUCAACCCUAGCUUAUAAUCUAGCCUCAGCCUAUUUUAUACAAAGUGAAGGUCAUGAUCCGGACACUACUAGGCCUGGCGCUGGUCAGUUCGGGCAUCUGCUGCCGAAAUCACCGGAGUCGGUGAUUUGGUUGCGUCAAUCAAUCCAAACUCUAGCUCAAUCUGGGCUGGUAGGAUUCUUCGAGUCUAGUCCUCUUACUAUUAUGUCUGGUAAGAACAGCCGACACUAUGGCUAUGAAAGGGACUCUUGCUGGGCGUUGAUUGGUGCAAUGGAAUUGGAGAAUAUCGAAGUCAGCUACGACUUCCCUAUGGACGAAAUCAAGAGAAGAUUUCUAUCCGCACUGCUGGAGAAGUAUCAAUUGAUGAUGCUUUUCCUGCCCUUUCUAGAGUGUCAGGUCGAAGAGAAGCGAGAAGAAGAGACCAUCAAACGGCCCUUCCAGUGGACGGACAUUGUCGAUGGCGCCUUGUUGCCCGUCAGUCUCUUCCUGGUCGAAUCCUAUGCAGAUCCAGAAUUGCCUGCGGAGAAGCAGCCAACACUCCGCUUCUCCGACCAAAGGUUCAUAUCCGAAUGCCUUCAUCUUAAAGCGCCUGAUGGUCAGACAAUGAGCCUCUUCCGGGCUUGUAAAGAUCACAUCACCUAUUUCCGUCACUAUCGCCAGGAUUCGAAUGGAUUGCGGAUCGUGUCUUCCCGGACUGUUACUUUGGCGGAGGAUUCUCUUCUGGCAAAAGCAUGGUUGCUGCCUUUAUGGAAUGUCGAUAUGAAGGGAACUGUACAGGGGAAACGGUGUUUGCUGAUGCUGCAAUUGGAAGGUCCGACUGAGGGGGAUCAGCCGGUCUAUGCGGCUUUUGGUGGGAUGAUUGACGUGUGGGGGAUCGGAUCCGAAAUGGUCGACGUCAAGGAGAUGAUCUUGUAUCCUUCCCCACGUCGUCUUUAA